UCCUGACCUCUCCCUCCUCUCUCUCAAUCCUAGCUUUUCAUUUCUCUCUCCUCACUUCUUUCGCACCCUGUUCUCUCUCUCUUGUCGAAAGUCGAAAUAGACAUCUCGAAUCUCCCCGGCCUCACCAUCUCGUUCCGCUCUCCGCUGCCCAUCCACGGCGGCACCACCCCUAAAACCACCGCCCGUACCGUAAAUCCGUCCAGGCCGUCGGUUCUGGCGUCGGACCUGCCGAUCCGAUUUCACCGCCCUCUCUUUGCCUUCCUGUCUGUCGCUUUCUCUCAUUUUUGCUUCGAACAUAUUUUUCUUCUUUUUUAUUUUUUAUUAUUUUCAGAUUUACAUUUUUAGCCUUACUUGUUAAUGAUAUUUACUGGUCAUAAUAACCAAGCGGGCCUCCCAUUCUCUCGUCUCUUGCUUACCCUUUAAAAAAUUAAAAUUCCUAGAGCUGAGGUGGCAUGCUUUCCACAGAGCGAUCCUCGAGUGCAAUGUCGAACAACCACCACCACCACCCCCGUCGCGUUUUGACGCCCGGGGUGUCAAGGAAGCGUAAAGAGAGAGAGGGUUUUGACGCCCACGCCCUCAAAGUGUCAACCACGACAACGACGGCUUCCAAGGAAGAGCCGGCUUCGGCUAACAAGCUACUAGCCGGGUAUCUGGCUCAGGAGUUCCUUAGAAAGGGGACACUUCUUGGUCAGAAGUGGGACCCGGCUCGGGCGGAGGCAACGCCCAUCGAAUCCAGAAAACCGAACCCGGGCAUCCUGAACCACCACCACCAUCAACAGAAGGCUGCAGAAGCCGCGGAGCUGAAGCCGCCGACGAGGAACGCAGCAGCAUCGGUUAAGCAUCCGAGCUACGACGACGUGGCGAGACUACUGAAGGCGGAUGGGACCCAUAUCGCCGGUAUUGUCAACCCGAAGCAGCUCGCAGAGUGGCUACAGAUGCGAGGGACCAGAGGGGAGCAGGGUUAGGGAUACACGUGGCGCACUUUCAUUGGAACUGAAUUCGUGGCUCAUUACGUACGGACGCAAGCGUACGCUCUUUUUUUUUUUUUUUUUUUUGCGCAUGUACGAGUCUCUCGAGGGAGAGUGGGAGGAGGGAGGAAUUGUAGACUGGUAAGUGACCAGAGAAUGAACCACACAUGGCAGAGAAAGAGUGAACAAAACGUUUGAAGCGCUCUUUCUUUCUCUUAUCUUCAUUUCUUUUUUUUUUUUAGUUUUAUUCUUUUUUGUUGUUUGUUCAUUUCUCCUGUAGCUGUUCUGUUAACCUUGUAAAAUUCCAUGGACAACCCAUCUUGAAGCAGAUAGACGUAAAAGCUGGAAUCCCUUUUUUUGUGUGUUUCA
Molecule: messenger RNA, 1337 nt
Organism: Nelumbo nucifera (sacred lotus)
Lineage: Eukaryota; Viridiplantae; Streptophyta; Magnoliopsida; Proteales; Nelumbonaceae
Source: RefSeq, a predicted model, not a curated record